AUGAGCGCCGGUCCAUCGUCAUCCUUGUCGUCACUGCCAAGCUCGCUAUGCUUGACGGACAGACCCAACGCGCCUCGUGAUGGUCUGGUGUCCAGCAAGAGCUCAGAACUCUCCUCUGUCGGCGAGACGCAAUCAAGCGAUCCUGUCAGGCUGACCGCAAGUCACACUGUGGGGCGAAUGCAGCCACGGCGAACCAUCGAGCAAUCGUCCGACUCUGACGCCUCCACUGGGAUUGACAGACAUACCGACGACAUACACGAUGCCAACCUCAGUGCUGUCAUGCGCCCAAAUUACCUCGACCGUUACACAGCUCGGCCAUCGCUUGCUGAUGCGCUUCGCGACAUUGACGACCGGGAAGACUCUCACUUAUACGCCGAAUCGGCGGUCUGUGUUGCUCGGACUUCUGUCGCACCCUUGCAGCCGGGCAAGAUCGCCACCGUGACAUCGCUACCACGAAGCAAAAUGCAGCUAGCGUAUAGCUCGUCGCUGUCCAGCGUGCCGGAUAGCACGCUAGGGACAGCGCAGUCGACGCGCGAGGCGACUCUGUCUGAUUUAACGCCGCUGCCAGCCCUGUCUCUUCUCGCCCAAGAUGCUACUGACGCGCCAUCAUCUUCAUCAAGCUCAGAUGCAGCUGGUCGCGAUACUGAUCGAGAAAGGGCUCCCUCUUCGUCUACUUCUGUCGUGCAAGAACUCGAGUCAAGACCGCGAUCUAGGCAGAGCUCCAAUCGCAAAGCAGAUGUCAUCUUGCCAUCCUUACGGCGCAAACGAAUCGUAGAAGACUCGGACGAUGACGACCAAGAUGACCUAGCACAGUCAGCUUUGAGGUAUCCCUCACCCAUGCCGAAUUCAGACAGCGAAAGCGAGCAGCGGCACAGGGAUAGCGCUGAGGAGGAUGAUGAUGAUGAUGAUGAUGCCCCGUCAACCUUGGCAGGAGGGCUUUCACCGAGCGCCCAGAAAGAAGCCAAAGCUGCUCGACUCGCAGACCUCGCUGCCCGUGUCCGUGCGCAACAAGGACAGGACGCUACAUUUCUUAAUGUCGAUCUCGAUGCGGAGCUCAAGGCAGCGGAACAGGCUAGCCUCGUCACCACUAUCGUUUCCUCAAGCUCAGGAGCGGCCGAAAAGACGCGCAAGAUUAAACGCCCGACCAAGAAGGACCGGGAAGAAACUAAUAGAGAAAGUGCACGAGCGCGCGCGGCCAGGUACGCGCGAAUGCAGCGCAAGGAAGCAAAGCCUCUACGCAAUUCGAUCACGUCUAUCGCAGAAAAGCUUAUCACGGACGCAUCACCAGGCGUCGUGUACGCGCAACCUGAGAAGGAUGCCACCUCGCCAGUCUCCGCAAGCUCUGGCAGCCUGGCUGCGCGCGUGCAGUCACAUAAAGCUGGGCAAGCAUCUGCAUCUCAUACAAAGCGGACCGAACGCGAUGAGCAAGCACAGUCGUACGAUCCCGCCUACCUGCAAUCUCAGACGCAGUCCUUUACUCGCGAAGCCUACGCACAGGAUGUAGCUCAUUUGGAGAGCAAGAGGCACAUACCUCAGACCGUAAGCCCGUCGAAAGGCAAAGGUCGCGCUCGCGAUGAGCCGUCCAAAACGCCCGCGUUCGCGCCAAGUAGCUCUAUUGAGUAUACCUCCUCGAUAAAUCAUCCUGCUUCGACACCAUUGACGACUGCUCGAAUCAUUGCUCCAUAUGCCACGCAUGAGGUCGCAUCACCUGGCGGCGUAGGCUCUCUCGACGCCGACGCCGACGGUGAUGACGAUGACGAGCUUCCCGACGCAGAUCGUGCCUUUGAGAUGGACACCGCUCGGCGCUUGCUACAACGCCAGCGGGAAGAGCGGCAGGCGUCUCUGCGCAAGCAGAAAGAAUUAGCGGCCAGAGCACAACACACGACAGCUGCAGGCGACGAAGAUGAUUUCGAGAUCGUCUUGCUGCCUGCAGCGCGUAUUGACAAGAAAGAGCGCACAAGCAUGUCGGCGUAUAAUCGAAAGAUCGCGUCGCUCAAGCAGUCGCGCGAGCUAGCAAAGACGAGGGCAAAGCAAUCCGACAUCGGUAUCGCAAGCGACAGUCAGCUGUACAAAUCUGCCAAGGCGUUCGGCGGUGGUGUUGACAACAAAGCUCGUCGAGGCGACUCGGUCGUCAGCUCGGUCAGCAGCCAUAGCGUGGCGAGAUCUUUGCAGGCGAAGGCCAGUCAACAAAGCCGUGCAGCCAGACAACAAAAACAAGCAGAAUGGGCGAGCGCUGGUGGCAAGCUCAAAGUUCAAGGUGUCAAAGACGAUGCUGCAGAAGAGCAGACGACCAUGUCAGCUUUGUGGGAUCAGAAGAAGGCGGAAGCAGCCCUACCACAAGCUGACGACGAUGACGAAGGCGAGGAGGACGCCGAUUGCGAGGCUGCUGAAGUGCCGAGCGAUGAGGACGCGACAAUUUUGGGCAGCGGAUCCGAAGCUUAUGACGAUGACGGCGCCGAGGCGGAAUCUCAGAUAGGAGCGCCCGACAGUGACGAAGAGAACUCUGAAAUUGACAAAGAGAACGUGCCAUCCAGCAGUCUGAGACCUCAAGGCCCCGGUAAACGAUCGGAGAAUGCAGCCCGCACUCCCCUAGUAGCUAUUGACAGCAAUGGCGCAGCCUGUGAGUUUGGAUCUCCGAGCGGCGGCUUCACCCAACUAUUCAGCACCGCGGCUAGUCCGUCCGACUCAAAUAUCAAUCUUUUCGACAAACCCUCUACUGCAGCUUUGCUCCCUGCUGUCUCAUUGCUGCCUGCCCUACGGCUCGAUGAGGCUGGCAGGCGCGAAGACGCAGCACUUAUCGAGGCGCAAGCUCCUUUUAUCAAUCAGCAAGUCUCGCCUGAAGAGAUUCUCGAGCGCCGCUGGCUAAAUAAGGAAGGCUUGCUUACUCAACAUCAGCCGCACGAUGUCUUCGCUGCCUCGCCCGAGUCACCGAGCGAGUACUUUCCUCCCGGCUCUCGCCCAUAUCGUGCUCCAGGAACGACAUCGCCUGUGAUCGAACAAAGAAGGAAAUUAACGCGCAUCUUGGAAAGCGCCAGCACAAGUCCUCUUGCAGAGCGCCAGCGUACUAUGUCGCGCAGCGAAGUCGAUCAAACGACCGGAGGACGAUUUACGGACGCGUUCGGAGUGAUGAAAGAUGCAGCCGCGCGACAAGCGGCCCCUAAGCCGACGAGACCUCGACUGGAGAAAAGUGACUUUAUCGAUGAUGGUGCGAUCGAAUCUGAAGAGGAAGAUGGCGGCAUGCUUCGUCGUGACACGCGAGAUGACGAAGAGGACGAAGAAGACGAUGACGCGGGCUCUGUGCAGGAGAUGUUUGACGACGAGAAGCGCAACGAGGAGGACGAAGUCGAGGACGAAUUACUCGUCCGGAAGAAGUUUGCCGAAGUGGCAGAGCAGGACGACGCGAAAGCUCUCAAGCUCGCUCAAGCACAAGCAGACGGCAAGUGGCGCAGCAAGCGACGUGAAGGGGACUAUCUGAGCGACGAAGAUUACUCUGACGAAGAGUUUGGGCGGGCGGACCGACCUCGCAUCAUCAAGAAGCGAAAAGUCGAGGGCGACCUGAUGGAGACCAUCUCCGCUGAUCCAAAGACAGCAUCGUUUGCCCAAACGUAUAAUGGCGGCUUGCAUUGCGAGACCAAAGAAGAGGAUGUGGCGUUUCUCGAGCCUGACGACAUGGCAGGUCUGCAGAGCGACGAGGAAGGCAAUCUUGUGCAACGCGUGAAAGGUCAGACCGAAGAAGACGACGAAGAAGAUGAAGACGAAGAAGACGAAGCUGAUCGCAACUUCAUCGUCGAGGAUGAAGGAGAGCCCCGCCAGACCCGAGCUGCGAAGGCUGCUCAGGUCGACAGUGCUUCUCGUGUCCUGCCUCGAAGCCGAUACACGUCUGUCGAUCCCGAGCUCGGCAAGACGGUUGCCGAUACUAGCAGCUCUCCUCAGACAACAAUAGUCUUUCAAGACUUGCAGUCUGCGCCCAAGACGCUCACGAGACCAUCACGCGACGCUUUUGAUGAUAUCGAUCUCGGCUAUCGAAUGGCUCCCUCGCGUGCAAACAGACGCGAUAAUUCCGGACUUUACAAAAAGCUAGAUAGGGAGGACUCGCAAUCUGACAAUCGCGGGAUCAUCAUCGGCAAGUCGAGCUCGGUCACUAGCUUUGGCAAGGCUCGUCAGGAACAGAGAGCUGGGUCGCAAGGCGGUAGACCCCAACCAAGGCCGGUCGACGGUCGAGCGCCGCUGCGUAGACAGACGUCGAGUCAAUCGGCUGGCAGCCGUUCGCAAGGCGGUCUGAGCGGAUUCAAGCGAACGGGCGCGAUAGUCUCCCACAAGAGCUUGUAG
Mixia osmundae IAM 14324 is the source of this 4329-nucleotide messenger RNA. RefSeq lists its product as uncharacterized. The transcript has 6 exons. The coding region runs from base 1 to 4329 and encodes 1442 amino acids. Lineage: Eukaryota; Fungi; Basidiomycota; Mixiomycetes; Mixiales; Mixiaceae. The record is from RefSeq and is a predicted model, not a curated record.